Cyphellophora attinorum is the source of this 1182-nucleotide messenger RNA. Its product is annotated as putative 26S protease subunit rpt4. The transcript is spliced from 2 exons. Gene Ontology annotation, cellular component: cytosolic proteasome complex; proteasome regulatory particle, base subcomplex. Bases 1 to 1182 code for a protein of 393 amino acids. Gene Ontology annotation, molecular function: ATP hydrolysis activity; proteasome-activating activity; ATP binding. Gene Ontology annotation, biological process: positive regulation of RNA polymerase II transcription preinitiation complex assembly. NCBI's taxonomy places the organism in Eukaryota, Fungi, Ascomycota, Eurotiomycetes, Chaetothyriales, Cyphellophoraceae. The record is from RefSeq and is a predicted model, not a curated record.
AUGGACGGCGGCGGAGAUCCAGAGAGACAGCAGGCGCUGCAGCAAUACAAAGACAAGCUUCUGGAAUCGAGAGAGUGGGAGGCAAAGCUCAAGGCCCUACGGCUGGAUAUCAAGGGACUACAGACAGACUUCGAUCAUACAGAAGACUCAAUAAAGGCACUGCAGAGCGUUGGUCAGAUCAUUGGCGAGGUUCUGAAGCAACUUGACGAAGAGCGUUUCAUCGUGAAAGCGUCAUCAGGGCCGAGGUAUGUUGUCGGCUGCCGGUCAAAAGUCGAUAAGGCCAAACUGAAGCAAGGCACCCGCGUGGCGCUCGACAUGACUACCCUCACAAUCAUGCGCAUGCUACCAAGAGAAGUCGAUCCACUCGUCUACAACAUGUCGCUCGAGGAUCCCGGACAAGUAUCAUUCGCUGGCAUUGGUGGUCUCAACGACCAGAUCCGAGAGCUGAGAGAGGUCAUCGAGUUACCACUCAAGAACCCAGAGCUCUUCCUGCGGGUUGGCAUCAAGCCGCCGAAGGGCGUACUUCUAUACGGUCCUCCAGGUACCGGCAAGACACUCCUCGCUCGAGCGGUCGCCAGCAGUCUUGACACAAACUUUCUGAAAGUCGUGUCAUCUGCUAUUGUUGACAAGUACAUCGGCGAGUCGGCUCGCCUUAUUCGGGAGAUGUUCGGCUAUGCCAAAGAACACGAGCCGUGUAUCAUAUUCAUGGACGAGAUCGAUGCUAUCGGCGGGCGCAGAUUCAGCGAAGGCACAUCGGCAGAUCGAGAAAUUCAGAGAACGCUGAUGGAACUGCUCAAUCAGUUGGACGGUUUCGACUAUCUAGGCAAGACGAAGAUCAUUAUGGCUACCAACAGACCCGACACACUCGAUCCUGCAUUGCUACGUGCUGGUCGACUGGACCGCAAGAUUGAGAUUCCUUUGCCGAACGAGGCGGGUCGAUUAGAGGUCUUGAAAAUUCAUGCCGCCGGUGUGGUCACAGAGGGUGAUAUCGAUUUCGAGAGCGUUGUGAAAAUGAGCGACGGACUGAAUGGUGCCGAUCUGAGGAAUGUGGUGACCGAAGCUGGCCUGUUCGCGAUCAAGGAUUACCGGGACGCCGUCAACCAGGACGACUUCAACAAGGCGGUGCGGAAAGUUGCGGAGUCGAAGAAACUGGAGGGCAAGCUUGAGUACCAGAAGCUGUAG